CUCCUUGUGGCCCGUGACCUAUUGAUGCCUCCUCCUAAUAAUAAUGUCCCAGUCAUGUCACAUCUUGUUCGUGUAAGGACACGUGAUCAGUGUAGAUAACUUCUUUGUGCUACCUCCCACAACAUUUGUUUCAGUCGUGGGAAAUACUCAUUUCGUCAUGAAAGAAAAAUAACCUUAUGUCUAGAUUCAUUAUUAUAGGUGGUACGUGUCCAGUAGCAGUAAAUACGUCUUCAUCAGUAACAGUAAAGCAGAGCAUUCCCGUGUGCCGGAAGAGGUCGCCGCGGCUGGAGACAAUUCAGCCGGUGUUCUACUGGCGACUGGCCUCCUCGAGUUCUUGAUCUUGGCGGAUUGCCGUCCAUGGAGACCACACGAAGCGAUGGCAGCAUCAUGGUGGUAGGGGCGGUCGAUAUCGAUUGCCCCCAGCACCGGCUGUGCGGGUACCGCGACUUGAUACGGGGCGUCUCCGGCGGCGGCGCCGCCAUGUCGCGCUGGCCGGAGGCGGCGCCCUUCGUCCCGCAGAUCGCCAGUACUGGUGGCGAUGGUGGUGCAGCGGUGGCCGGCGGCGGCUGGUCGAGCGGGAGCUCAAGCCCGGCUCCAUCGUCUUGCAGCUCCUCCUCCUCUUGGCGCGAGGGAGACUGCUGCUACGACGUCUGCUGGUGUUCUUCUUCCACGGUCCACGAGCUUCGCAGCAUCGCGGAGCGGAUGGUCCGUGACGGCUACAUCGAGGGGCUCAUCAGGGCUUUCGGUGGCGCGGCCACUGCCGGAGCCGCCGGACGGCGUGGCCCCCCAGACGAGCUUCUCCUCCAUAACUGGUUCUCGCAGCUCGACGUGGAGUGGGUCCUGCUCCUCCAUACCUGCAGCGAGGAAGAAGAAGACGAACACGUACGACGACCUCCUCCUCUUCCCGUGGAAGAUUUGAUGGCGCUUAUGGAGCGGUGGAUCCGAGCCCUCCUAACCAUGGUGCAGGUUCUCUGCAUCACGCAGCUCGAGCUCCGCGCCAAGAAGCCAACCGUCGCCGGAGUCCGGAGAGCCAUCCAGUUCUUCCUGCUCCGCCGCGACAGCAAGACGGCGCACGCGGACUACGUGCAGCAGGUGGUCCAGUUCGCGCGGUUCGCGGAGGAGAGCAUCCUCAGGAUGCUGGCCUUCGUCGACGCCGCCACUCUCGCCGUCGUCGAGGAGGACGACGACGACCACCGGGUGGCCGAGGCGCUCCCGGGGAUGUUGCAGGUGUACGCCUGCAUCUCCGAGGCCUCUCCGACCGUGCUCGCCAUGUUCAAAGAAGCAUCCGAUCUCCUCGCUUCCGGCUCCUCCCGCCAUGGCCAGGAGGCACAGGUUUUCGACGGCAUGGACGGCAUCUUCCUGCGCAAGAGGAAGAAGCUGAGCGACGCGAUCUGGGACAUGAUGGAGAAGGUUCGAUCCUCCUUCUUGCAGGAUGGAUGCUGGCAAGUCUCGCCGGAGGCAUCAGCAUCAGGAGUCCAUGAGACCACCGUGCUGAUGAUGAACUACAUCGCGCUUCUCUGGCGCAACGACGACGUCCUCACCUUCAUCCUGCAGGAUCACCACUUCAGCGUGUUCGUCUCUCACACCCAGGGCUUCAGCUCGGUCGUGAACCUGAUCACCGACAUCAUCUCUUGCCUUGGCCACAAAUUGGAGGAAAUUGCCUCCUCCCUUUCCAAUUCCAUCUUGGACCCAGCGUUGCGUUGCAUUUUCUUGCUAAACAAUUGGCAGCUUGUGUUGCACCGCAUCGAAUCCCUGGACCUGCCAUCUUGGGCCUUGAUAGACAGAUGCAGGACACGGAGGUACAUAGACACUUACAUUGACGUCUUCUGGUCGCCUCUGUUGUGCUGCAUCUUCAUCGGAAAUUCUUCUGAUACUCCUCGAAAGAAAACCUACAGACCUGCUUUCGGCUUCCGAAGAUACCUGUCUCUUGAAAAUUUUGAGAUAGAAUUCAGAAAAACCUACGCGAAGCACAAGUUUUUCAAGGUUCCAGACCCUAAGCUUCGGCAGAGAUUACGUCAAGCCAUCAUCCAGAAAAUCAUUCCGCAUUAUAGCAUGUAUCUGGAGGAGCGAGCAGCAAGGGGAAUGCACAAUCGACCUCCCAAAAUUACUCCUGAGCAGUUGAAGGAGCUAUUAGAAGAAUUAUUCGAAGGUUGAAGCAGAUGAAUUUCAGUGGAAUAAAUGGCUAUAUAUUUAAUUAGCACUCACCGUUUUGUCACCCUAGCUUGGGUCGUAGGUUUGAAGGUUUGUGCUCCGGCCAGCAAUUAAGGUGUGGUUUGUCUUCUUUGGACUUUGGUGAUUAUGGUGAGAGUAUAAUUCACCAAGUUCCUGCAAACAGAAACUUGGUUAGUCUUGCCUUAUUCGCCGGAGACCUUACUUAGUCUUGCCUGCUUGUGAAGAUGGGGGUUACUAAAACUGUUGAAAUGAGUUUUACUUAAAUGUUACAAAUUUAAUUAUUUCCGUUGUACAGAUAAUCUAUUAUCAUCUUCGUGUACUCUCUUUGGUUUUGUCGUGCAUCUACUUGUACUUUAAUAUUGUGGUGUACCAGUAAAGUAAUAAGAAGUAAUACGUUGUGAGUUGUGGCA
This is a messenger RNA of Oryza sativa Japonica Group (Japanese rice), 2582 nucleotides long. RefSeq names its product exocyst complex component EXO70A1. The record is from RefSeq and is a predicted model, not a curated record. Gene Ontology annotation, cellular component: exocyst. Gene Ontology annotation, biological process: exocytosis. Gene Ontology annotation, molecular function: phosphatidylinositol-4,5-bisphosphate binding. Lineage: Eukaryota; Viridiplantae; Streptophyta; Magnoliopsida; Poales; Poaceae.